Messenger RNA from Magallana angulata, 993 nucleotides. RefSeq lists its product as uncharacterized. The record is from RefSeq and is a predicted model, not a curated record. The transcript has a single exon. The coding region runs from base 1 to 993 and encodes 330 amino acids. Gene Ontology annotation, molecular function: zinc ion binding; nucleic acid binding. NCBI's taxonomy places the organism in Eukaryota, Metazoa, Mollusca, Bivalvia, Ostreida, Ostreidae.
AUGGCUACGCUUAUUGAACUGAAUGGUGUUCAGAAGUUCGACCCUAAUGCAGAACCGUCACGGUUAAAUCAGUCUUGGAAACGCUGGCAUAGAAGUUUUGAACUGUUUGCGGUUGGAAAGGGGGUUAGUAACCCUGAACAAAGAAAAGCUUUACUGUUACAUUGUGCAGGACCAGAAGUUCAUGAUAUUUAUUAUACGCUGAAUGAAGUCCGUACAGAGCAAGAAGAUAGUGUGUAUACCGUGGCUAUCAAAACGUUAAAUAAACAUUUUGAAAACAAAGUGAAUGUUCCAUAUGAACGGUACGUAUUUCGUAAGAUAACACAAAGUGAUAAAGAAACUGUAGAACAGUUUAUAACGAAACUUAGACAGCAAACAGUAUAUUGUGAUUUUGCAAAUCAGGAUGAGCAAAUUCGGGAUCAGGUGAUUGAAAAGUGCAGGUCUCAUAAAAUCAGAGCUAAGUUGUUAGAGAAAGGAAAAUACUUAACACUGAAACAGUUGAGGACAAUAGCUGCGGCAUUUGAAAUGACAGAGGCACAGGCAAGACAUAUGGAUACCGAAUUAGUGGCAUCAAUAAAUAAAAUCCAUGGACGUGGGCCUAAAACAGAUAAACCAAAACGUACUGGUAGAUUCGAGAACAGAAAGUAUGGAAAUAAGUGUUUUCGUUGUGGACGAGAAGGACACUUAGCCAGAGAUCCAUCAUGUCCGGUAAAAGAUGAGGAAUGCAGGAAAUGUGGGAAUGUGGGACACUUCAUGAGCUGCUGCUUAACGAAGCCUAAACAAGGAAAACGUAUGGCACUGAAAUCUCAGAGAGGAGGACAGAUUCAUACAGUAGAGUUGGAAUCUGAUUCAGAUGUGUUUGCAUUUAUUCUGAAGACAUCGGACAAGUCGUCAGACAAAUUUACGGUCAGUCUUGGAGGACAUCCAGUGGAAUUCGUUAUUGAUGUGGAUUUGUAUACAAGUGUCAUGAAUAAACCUAUUCGUGAAUUGAUUUAA